AUGGAUGCUUCCAACGUUGAAGCGGGUAUUACCACAUCAGAAGAAUUUAAGCUUGACGAAUUUUUGAAUGGUGUAACUUCUAAACUUGAUGAAGCUGGUCGGCGUUUGAAGCAUAUUGGUGUCAUUUGGAAAAACCUGGUUGUAAAGGGUGUUGGAGCCGAAGCCAAUACAAUUGCUACUGUUGCAAGUUUUCCGCUUUCAAUACUUGGAAUAUUAAAGAACAUGUUCAAUAAGACAAAGAUAUCAGAAAAAGUUAUUCUUCGUGAUCUUACCGGGUUCUGUAAAGAUAGUGAGAUGUUACUCAUUCUCGGUCGCCCCGGUUCUGGCUGCACAACCCUUCUGAAGAUUAUAUCAAAUAUGCGCAAAUCUUACACUGAUAUCGAAGGAGAAGUAUCCUAUGGAGGUAUUGACCCGAGGACAUUUGCUGAACAAUACCGUGGUCAAGUUUGUUACAACGAAGAAGAAGAUCAGCAUUACCCCACUCUUACCACCAAGCAGACCCUCCAAUUCGCACUGCGAACAAAGACUCCUAGAGCCAGACUUCCUAACGAAACUAAACGUGAAUUUGUGAACCAUCUUCUUUAUAUGCUCGGAAACAUGCUUGGUCUGACAAAACAGAUGAACACUAUGGUUGGUAACGCUUUUUUACGCGGACUUUCUGGAGGUGAACGCAAGCGCCUUUCGAUUGCUGAACAAAUGGCAGCAUCCAGUACAAUCAAUUGCUGGGAUUGCUCAACCCGUGGUCUAGAUGCAGCCUCUGCUCUGGAUUUCGUCCGAUCCCUUCGUGUUAUGACAGACGUCCUUCACAGAACAACAGUCGCGACUCUUUAUCAAGCAUCUAAUAGUAUAUACGAUCUUUUUGACAAGGUCAUCCUUCUUGAUGAUGGUUAUUGUCUCUAUUUUGGCCCCGUAGCUCAGGCCAAGCCAUACUUUGAAAACAUGGGCUUCUUUUGUCCUCUACGCAAAUCGACACCCGACUUCUUGACAGGUAUAUGCAAUCCACUGGAGAGAGAAUUUCAGCCAGGAUGCGAAAAUUCGGUCCCACAGUUCGCACACGAAUUCCAUGAGCGUUACCUGUCAUCAGAUAUUUAUCAAUAUAUGAUGAAUGAGCUGGAAGAGUACGACGCCUUGUUUAAAAAUGAUGGCCAAGCACAAGAAUUUAAGGAGGCAAUAAAUGAAGAGCACCAAAAGCGUGCUCCUAAAAAGAGCCCUUUUAUCGCAACAUUCAAUCAACAAGUCAUGGCACUUCUGAUCCGCCAAUAUCACUUACUCAUCAAGGACAAAGAAGCUCUUAUUUCUCGCUAUGGUACCAUUCUGAUCCAAUCUUUAAUCACAGCAUCUUGUUUCUUCAAACUACCGUUAACCGGUACUGGCGCAUUCUCUCGCGGUGGUGCUCUUUUCUUCUCUGUCAUAUUCAACGCAUUCGUUUCUCAGACUGAGCUUGUUCGGUUUUUGACAGGUCGCCCUGUUCUAGAGAAACACAAACAGUAUGCUCUCUACCGACCUUCUGCGUUUUACAUUGCCCAGAUGAUUAUGGAUAUUCCGUACGCACUUGCUCAAGUUGCUCUUUUCGCUGUAUGCUCUUAUUUUAUGAUGGGUCUUAACCUCACGGCCGGAAGGUUCUUCACUUACUUUAUCGUUUUGUUCUUUAUCAAUAUGGCCAUGAACGGCUUUUUCCGUUUCUUUGGCACCAUAACUACUAGUUUCUUCCUGGCCACUCAACUCUCUGGUGUAGUACUAGUUUCGGCGGUUACAUAUAUAGGAUACACAAUUCCGUACCCAAAAAUGCAUCCAUGGCUGUACUGGAUCUACUGGGCAAACCCAUUGGCCUAUGGAUAUAAGUCUCUUUUGAUUAACGAGAUGAAUGGUCAAAGGUACUCGUGUGAAGGUCCUGGAAAUGCUGUUCCAUAUGGUCCGGGUUAUGACAACUGGGAUUACAAGGUGUGUACUAUGACCGGUGGCGUUCCUGGCCAAAAUUAUGUCAAGGGUGAAUCCUACCUUCUUCAAGAACUGACAUAUCGACCCUGGGAAGCCUGGGCACCUGACUUUAUUGUAGUUGUAGCCUUCUUCCUACUCUUUACUGCUAUGUGUUGUCUUGCUAUGGAAUUUAUCGAUUCGGGUGGAGUUGGAAACACUACAAAAUACUACAAGCCUGGUAAAGCACCCAGGCCUCGUACUGAUGAAGAGGAAAACGAGCGUCGCAAGCGUCUUGCCAAGAUCACUGAUGAGAUGGAUGCGAUUUCAACUGGUACUACCUUUUCGUGGCAAGGCGUCAAUUAUACUGUCCCUAUAAAAGGUGGUAGCUUGCAGCUUCUUAAUAGUGUCAAUGGAAUUGUCAAGCCCGGUCACCUUACGGCUCUCAUGGGUUCUUCUGGUGCGGGCAAGACCACUCUUUUGGAUGUUUUAGCUCGUCGAAAAACUACAGGUGUGGUCGAGGGUAAUAUUUUUCUCAAUGGUGAAGCGCUUAUGAACGAUUUCGAGCGUAUUACUGGCUAUUGUGAACAGAUGGAUGUCCAUCAGCCUGCUGUCACUGUCCGUGAAGCUCUGCGUUUUUCUGCCUACCUUCGCCAAGAUGAAUCUGUCCCCAAAGCUGAAAAAGAUGAUUACGUUGAGAAGAUUAUUCAAUUGCUCGAAAUGGAAGACAUUUCGGAUGCCCAGAUUGGCAUGGUUGAACGUGGCUCUGGUAUUUCUGUAGAAGAGCGAAAGCGUCUUACGAUUGGUAUGGAACUAGUCGGAAAACCUCAACUUUUGUUUCUCGAUGAGCCUACAUCGGGUCUUGAUGCCCAAAGCUCCUACAACAUUGUUCGUUUCAUUCGCAAGCUUGCUGAUGCUGGGUGGCCUGUUCUCUGUACCAUUCAUCAGCCUUCUGCCAUUCUAUUUGGUCACUUUGACCAUCUCUUAUUACUCGUCCGUGGCGGAAGGACUGCCUAUUACGGCGAGAUUGGUCCUGACGCUCAUACUAUGAUCAAUUACUUUCAGUCUAAUGGUGGUCCUACUUGCCCGCCGGAAGCCAAUCCUGCCGAGUAUAUUCUCGAGGUUGUCGGUGCUGGUACUGCCGGAAAGGCUAAUCGCGACUGGGCUGAGGUUUGGGAUGGAUCUAAUGAAUCCAAGGCACUAGUGGCCGAGCUUGAGGAAAUCGAUAAAACUGCAGAUAAGAAUCCCACCCGAGAGGCUCGUACCUAUGCUGCUUCAGCGUGGACUCAGUUCAGACUGGUUCACAACAGAAUGGCUCUGGCAUAUUGGCGUUCGCCCGACUACAAUUUCGGUCGCUUCAUAAAUAUUAUCUUGACAGCCCUUAUUAACGGCUUUACGUUUUGGAAACUUGGAUCGUCUUCCUCGGAUAUGCAAAACAAGCUCUUUGCGUUGUUUAGUACCUUUAUUAUGGCCAUGACCAUUGUUAUUCUCUCUCAGCCCAAAUUUAUGACAGAACGACUCUUCUUCCGCCGUGAAUAUGCAUCUCGAUACUACAGCUGGUUUCCAUGGGGAAUAUCAAGUGUCUUGGUUGAAAUUCCUUAUGUGUUUGUGUUUUCAGCCUUCUUCACGUUUUCAUUCUACUGGACUUCGGGUAUGGUCAAUAUAGCCGAGGCUGGUGGAUACUUUUAUAUCAUAGUUAUUGCGAUUGUUAUAUGGGCUGUCACUCUUGGAUUUGUUAUUGCUGCCGCCUCUGAGCAGCAAACCAUGGCUGCUGUCCUCAAUCCUCUGAUUAUGUCUCUACUUAUUCUUUUCUGCGGACUAAUGCAACCUGAGUCUGCUAUGCCAACUUUUUGGAGAAGAUGGAUGUAUUGGAUCGAUCCAUUCCAUUAUUAUAUUGAAGGACUUGCUGUAAACGAACUUGAACAUUUAAAGGUUGUUUGUACAGAUAGGGAUCUUCUCAGAUUCUCACCUCCUCCGGGUAAAACUUGUGGCCAAUACAUGUCAAACUUUUUCGCCUAUGGAGGGCUUGGUUACAUCGACAAUCCAGAUGCAGCACAGCCUAAACAGUGUGGCUACUGUAAUUACAAUUCCGGAAAAGAAUACUAUACAAAGGUUUAUGGCUGGGAUGCAUCUCACAAGUGGCGUAAUUUUGGUAUUAUUAUUUGCUAUGUUGCCUUUAAUAUCCUAGUCUUCCUUGCGUUGGUAUAUUGGAAGAGAAAAGCCAAACGAUAA
Phycomyces blakesleeanus NRRL 1555(-) is the source of this 4146-nucleotide messenger RNA. RefSeq lists its product as hypothetical. The record is from RefSeq and is a predicted model, not a curated record. Bases 1 to 4146 code for a protein of 1381 amino acids. Gene Ontology annotation, biological process: transmembrane transport. Gene Ontology annotation, molecular function: ATP hydrolysis activity; ABC-type transporter activity; ATP binding. Gene Ontology annotation, cellular component: membrane. The transcript is spliced from 4 exons. NCBI's taxonomy places the organism in Eukaryota, Fungi, Mucoromycota, Mucoromycetes, Mucorales, Phycomycetaceae.